Molecule: messenger RNA, 2605 nt
Organism: Ectocarpus siliculosus
Lineage: Eukaryota; Phaeophyceae; Ectocarpales; Ectocarpaceae
Source: the annotation of a GenBank genome assembly
AUGGCCGACUCACACGCUGCCAGCAACGGCACUGCUGCUCCCGGCGGCAUGUCGGAUGGCGGUGAUGGUUUGCUGGAGCCUAUGAAGUAUAUCGUGGUGACAGGGGGCGUCGUGAGCGGGCUGGGCAAAGGUGUGACGAUCAGCAGCAUCGGACGCAUGCUGAAAAACUGCGGGCUGCGCACGACCUCGAUCAAGAUCGACCCGUACUUGAACACGGACGCUGGCACGAUGUCGCCGUUCGAGCACGGGGAGGUGUUUGUCCUUGACGACGGGGGCGAGGCCGACCUUGACCUGGGCAACUACGAGCGGUUUCUCGGGGUCCGGCUGUCGAGGGACCACAACAUCACCACCGGAAAGGUUUACCAAUCGGUGAUCUCGAAGGAGCGCAAGGGGGAGUACCUCGGCAAGACGGUGCAGGUCGUGCCGCACAUCACGGACGAGAUCCAGGCGUGGAUAGAGCGAGUGGCGGAGAUCCCGGUGGACGGGUCGAACCAGCGCCCGGACGUGUGCCUCAUCGAGGUCGGGGGCACCGUGGGCGACAUUGAGUCGUCGGUGUUCCUGGAGGCUCUCAGGCAGUUCCAGUUCCGCGUCGGGCGCGAGAGGAUGUCCCUGGUGCACGUGACCCUCGUGCCGGUGCUGGGGAGCGUGGGGGAGCAGAAGACGAAGCCCACGCAGCAGACCGUGAGGGAGCUGCGCUCCGUCGGGCUGCACCCGGACGUGAUCUGCUGCAGGAGCGCGGAGUUGCUGGAGGAGUCCACCCGCAACAAGAUCUCCAUUUUCUGCCAAGUGCCUGCGACGAGCGUCCUCACGGUGUACGACGUGACGAACAUCUACAAAGUUCCCCUCGUUCUCGUCGAGCAGGAGGCUGCUGGCCGAGCGUUGCAUAUCGGUAGACAGGCCCUGAAGCACUCUGCCGUGCACGCGAAGAGAGAUCUGCAGCUCAUCUGGGUUGAGGCGUCCGACUUGGAGGUGGAGUUCAAGGAGGCAUCCCCGGACAAGCACGCAGAGGCGUGGAACACCCUCAAGGGCGUGGACGGGGUGGUGCUGCCCGGGGGGUUCGGCACGAGAGGGGUGGAGGGGAAGAUCCUUACCGCAAAGUGGGCGAGAGAGACGGGCAAGCCGUUGCUCGGGGUGUGCCUGGGCUUCCAGUGCAUGGUGGUGGAGCACUGCCGGAGUCUGCUGGGUUGGGAGGGGGCCAACAGCACGGACUUUCAUUGGCCACUCGCUCGUCCAACGAAGCACUUCGACGAAUUUGUUUCCGCCUGUACGUGUGAUGGAAGCUAUGAGGUCAACCCGGAGAAGAUCGACGAGAUUGAGGCGGGGGGAUUGGAGUUUGUGGGACGGGACGAGAGCGGGCUGAGGAUGGAGAUUGCGGAGAUCCCACGUUCGAAACACCCGUACUACGUGGGCACGCAGUACCACCCCGAGUUCUUGAGCAGACCGCUGGAACCGUCGCCGCCGUUCCUAGGACUGCUCCUGGCCAGCAGCGGCCAGAUGGACGCCUGGCUCGAGGGAAGCGGAAGCUUCGCCCCCAAGCACGACGGCUCGAUUGAUGCAUGAGUGUCGGGUGUUUAUUUGAUUGGUGGAACAGAUGCGGCUCAAUCGAGUAGCGGGGGGAUUGGCGUAGGCUCAUGGAGGGAAUCGUAAGAGGUUUCCGUGGCGUUCGCUUUCGACGACCGGGGUCGGGGUAUAUAUCAUUUUCUUAUUUAUUCUUGAAAUCUUGGGUACACAUGUGGGCUUUUUCUUUCUCUUGGGUAAGGAUUCAUGCCGGUCCAGCGACGCAAAAAUAGACACAACCAACACACGAGCGAUUGCUCUCAUUUUGUGUGUGGGACUCAGUUAGGGGGGUUGUUUUACAUGGAGACAACCAUGUCCAGAAGAUUUGUCGGACCCCCCCCCUCUCGGGUUGUGGUUUCGCCGCCAUGCGUAAAUGCAUGAUUCCAUGUCUCUGGUGGCAUGGACACGAACAAUCGGGCGUGUUGAUGGCCUUCGUCUGGCGGAUCAACAGUGUUAUCGUGGAUGCGCCAAAAUUUGAGCCCGUGGUCACGGAAUUGCUGGCGGAACCGGUCGAAAAAGUAGGUACAUUGAUUCACCUAGUUUAGCGAUCAGGAGAUGGAUAAAGACAGGCCAAUGGGAAAGGCAAUCAUGUUCUUACCAUACCAUACCAGGUUCAGCGCUUUUAGCGAUCAGGAGAUGGAAAAAGACAGGCCAAUGGGAACGGCAGCCCUUUUUUUGCCAUGCAACCUGCAGGAUGCUGUUCUGGCGCAAGCGCCACCCGCUCCUCCGCGUCGCUCUACUCGUGUUGUUUUUCGGUUUUUGUCUGUCUUUGUUUUACGUAGUUCUUCCGUGUUUCUGAACGUGGGCUCUUACCGCCUUCUCUUAACAAAGCUUUUUCAUUGGGUACUGUAGUGGAUCGAAUCGUUGGUUUGAGGCUUGGUUAAAUGCCGUUUGUGUCAGGCGGGACAAGGUAUGGGUGAGAGAUGGGCGGAAGGCAAACCGAACAUUCCGGCAACAAUCUGUCCCUUCUUGUGUUGCUGUCAUCGCUGUUGGUAGGUUGUCUUCAUCCGUACUACUGUACGUGGGGGUGUCCUUUUCGGUUGUCGCG